Styela clava is the source of this 2408-nucleotide messenger RNA. RefSeq lists its product as uncharacterized. NCBI's taxonomy places the organism in Eukaryota, Metazoa, Chordata, Ascidiacea, Stolidobranchia, Styelidae. The record is from RefSeq and is a predicted model, not a curated record. Gene Ontology annotation, biological process: induction of positive chemotaxis; positive regulation of angiogenesis; positive regulation of protein phosphorylation. Gene Ontology annotation, molecular function: growth factor activity; heparin binding; vascular endothelial growth factor receptor binding. Gene Ontology annotation, cellular component: membrane.
CUUCAUAAUAAACUGUUACUACGAAAAAUUAGUCUCAACAAUUCCUGGAAUACCGACUAGCAAACAUGAAAGAGUACAAUACUGAAAGACCGGAUAAUACAAACCAGUGCCUGCGGUACAGAAAGCCUCGAAAGCCGGCGGGCCAGUGUACUACGGCUCACGCCUCAACGAACACAACAUCGACGAACAAUUUUGUUAACGCGCAAAUAAAUAAAAAACCUUGUUCAAGGAACUAUGCAACAGAUUUUAAAAUGCGACAAAAAUUCAAGACGACGAUAAUAACUGCUUCAAUGUUUAUUAUUAUUUUAUUCACGUCUAACAAUCGUUUUAUGACCCACGCAGCAGUGGCAAGAAUACCACGAUUUCUAGAUAUUGAGCAAGCUCUCGAAAGCAGCAAAUGCACAGUAAGAGAAGAGGUUGUGGAUAUAAGAAAAAUUCAUCCGACCCUACCACCAAAUGCAAUCUAUAUGCCUUCAUGUGUUGUCGUGAAUCGUUGCUCGGGAUGUUGUCAGAGUGAUUUAUUGCAAUGCAAACCAACAUCUACAUAUGUUACUAAAGUUAAGAUAUCGCAGCAGAUGUUAGAUCCACAUGGUUACGACGAAAUAGUUUUGGAAUUCACUCAACACGAUACUUGUGAAUGCAAAAGGUUUGAUGACACCACACCUGUUUGCGUUCAAAAAGAUUGUGAAGGCGGCCAGGUAUGGAGUGCCCAAGACUGUGCAUGUGUGGCAAGAUCGGCAAGUUUAUGUCAGCCACGAGAAUGUGGCAUCGGUGAAAGUUGGAGUGAUGCUACGUGUCAGUGUGAACCUGCCUGUGCACCACGUAACUGUAUUCCGGGUGAAAUGUGGAAUGCAACUUCAUGUUCCUGUGUACGUACUUGCCCCAUAGAACGUUGUCCAUACGGUCAAAUGUGGGAUAUAUUUCAAUGUGCGUGCGUGCAGAGGUGUCCAGCACAGGAAUGCGGAAAACACCAAUUUUGGAACCCAGAAAGAUGCCGAUGCCAGUGCAAGCCUUGUCAUCCACGGCGGGUGUUCCACGCUCGAUUCAAUCAGAAUUUGCAAACUUGUCAAUGCACUUGUCAAGCAGAACCACAUGGAAGGGCAGUUGCAGGAGGAGAGGAUAUGAUUUCGAUACAAAAACGUGCACGUGUGACUAUCCUUACGCAAAACAUAGGGGUAAAAGAGGAUGACGAACAUCACAAUGGUUUCAAAUCAUUGCUCUGCUUCGCAAUGAUUGCACUCGUGUUGUAAAAAGGUGUUGUGUACCCCAUAAAGUUUGGUAGCCAGCAGCCUUCGAAGGAAGCACUCAGCACUGCUACUGCUGUUGUUCACAAUUCACCGUCCUGUUUUGUCAACACUUCAGGCUGGAAUUGUCUAGAUCACGAACUUCUAUUUCAAGAAAAGUUGGCGCAGGAUUCAAUGCCAUUUGCGUUUAUUUGCAGUUCCCUCUGAGAAUCAUGACUUUGGAGACAUGUCAGCGUGCAAUGCACGCAUUGCCACAAAACCACCGUUUGUUUGAUUCCAGAGAAACAUGGAAAACUCCCAAAAUUACCAGGUGCAAAUCGGUUGCCAUGUUUUACGUGCGACUGGAACGAAAUCCCAUGAUAACAGUUUCGCUGAAAUUCAAUACUGAUAUGAAAUACUACAAAAAACCUCCAUCAAAUGUUAUAUUUCUCGGUAAUUAUCUUUAUAACCUUGGUGAACGAACGAGUCUAUUUAUAAACUAUCCUACAUAAGCCAUUCCAUCUUGCCAAUAGACUGGGUAAAAUAUUUUUUUCAGUAUGUUUAUUAAUUGUGGACGCAAUGAGAGUAUGACGAUGCUCUUUCAGUAAACACUGUAACAUUUUACCGUGCAUAUAAUGUGUGCUCUACUGGAUUAUCUUUAAUUGCCGCCGAACGUGACCGCUUAACAGCUUUAAGCUGCUUCAACAGUUCCAUUCAUGCGUUGAAGAAUUUACAGUCUGGGUCGAGCAAAUAUUACCUGAUGCAUUACUAGAAUCAACCGAUUUUUAUGGCGAAGUGGUUUACAAUCUAUGUGCAAAUAAAUGUACGGUGCAGACUGAUGAAUACUUUUGGACUCAAAUGCAAGCACACCAUUUGGCGAAUUUUUGUAAUGAGUUUGAUAGGCUUGAAAGAUUUCUGAAUUUUUAUAAUUUUUUUCAAGUAUACUUUCUUGUGUGCAAAUAUAAUUGGAUUCUUCCCGUUUUUUUUUAAAUGUACCAAUUUAAAAAUAUGAAACAUGAUUCCAAAAUUAUUAUUGUGCAUAGCGUAAUCCUUCACAAACAUGAAAUGAAAAAAUGUUUCCUGUUAUAAUACCAUUAAUAAAUUAACUGUUUUUCUUUUAAAUGGCUAAGAAAUUGCUAACGCCACAUCACCAUUUUGGCCCAUUUCUUCUGGCCGACAUUAGAC